CGUAGGACAGAAAACCCGGUGUUAAACCUGAAGUCACCCUGCACAGGCCUUGGGUCAACUGGAGUCAUCGAGGUUGGAUUUAAAUGUUUGCUAUCGAUGACUGGAUCAGCUCAUUAUGAGACAGGUCUGAAAUCUUAAGACUGCCGGUCUCCGAUUGCAGAAGGAGCUCUUGUUCAUUUCCGAUGUUCAAACUGGCCAAGAACUGAGCAUCUUCACUGUACAAAGGAGAAAAGCCUCGGAGCGACUUUAAUGUGGAUUUCUUUUCUUGGCAGACUUUUGGAUAUUUCGCAUCACGUUUUUACAUUUCUGCAGUUUCAGAAGUGGAUAGGAGAAAAGUGUGUGUGUGUGUGUUUUUGUGUGUUUUGAAGUGAAUGAACAGUGUGUUUGGUGUGAGUGAAAGUGGCAGCUUGAAGGCCUGUGUGUGUGUGUGUGUGUGUGUGUGUGUGUGUGUGUGUGUGUGUGUGUUGAUCCACUGUAGCAGCAUGUUGCCCACUGUGAAGAAGGACCGGAUUAUUACUCAACUCCCAAAGUGUUUUAGUCCAAAUGCAGCGCUGCACACCAAGGAUGGCUUCCACCCGCAGGUCCAGGCUGUUUGUCAGGUGCAGAGGGCAGGCACGCUGAGCUUUAAUAUUGCCAAGGUCAUUGUGGUGGGAGACGUUGCGGUUGGAAAAACGUGUCUGAUCAGCAGUUUCUGCAAGCGUGAUUUUGAGAAGAACUACAAAGCGACCAUAGGGGUGGACUUUGAGAUGGAGCGCUUCGAGGUCCUCGGCGUCCCCUUCAGUUUGCAGCUGUGGGACACGGCAGGUCAGGAGCGGUUCAAGUGCAUCGCGUCCACCUACUACAGAGGAGCGCAGGCCAUUAUCGUGGUGUUCGACUUGAGCAGCGUGAGCUCAUUAGCACACGCCAGGCAGUGGCUUGAGGACGCUAUGAGGGACAAUGAUCCAUCCAGUGUUUUACUGUUCCUCGUCGGCACCAAGAAGGACCUCAGUGCUCCUGAUCAGCUGGCUCACAUUGAGCAGGAAGCCAUGAGACUCUCGGAGGAAAUCAAAGCAGAGUACUGGGCUGUGUCGGCAAAGUCAGGCGACGGCAUCAGGGAUUUCUUCUUCCGCGUGGCCUCUCUGACCUUCGAGGCCAACGUUCUGUCCGAGCUGGAGAAACAGGAGUCGAGGAACUUCGGGGACAUCAUCAGGAUCACAGACAGCACAGAGGCCAAUCACAAUCCAGCCAAGAGGAAACCCAACUGCUGCUGAUGGGAGAACGACAAACGACUCGGACACGGCGACACACGACGGCACACUGAACAUGAGCGGGAGACUGAAAAUGUGGGUUCAGCAACGGCCAGUGUAGACAUCAUGGACGGAUCCCACAGAACUGCACAGUCGCCGUCGACUAGAUUGUGUUUCGGUUGAGGCGUCUGCUGCGGAAGGCCUGAGAGGGGAUUAGCCAUGAUGAUCCCAAUUGUAGGUUUGACAUGAUGAAUUGUAAUGUUGAGGCUGUAAACAAGCAGAAGGCAGGUCAGCUGAAGGACCAGAACAGUGUCCACAGUGUCCACUCAGGAAUGUUUCUACUGUUUGGCGAGAGCUGGGACAAAUAAAAGUUUUGUGAUGCUUUUGGUUACAUGAAGUAUUUAGCAAAAGAGGAAGGUUACUCUCCCCAAGAUCUUCUUUUAUUAAACUGCAUUUGGUCGGUGCUUUCAUAAA
Scophthalmus maximus (turbot) is the source of this 1700-nucleotide messenger RNA. RefSeq names its product ras-related protein Rab-34. Gene Ontology annotation, molecular function: GTP binding; GTPase activity. Gene Ontology annotation, biological process: endocytosis; phagosome-lysosome fusion. The transcript is spliced from 12 exons. NCBI's taxonomy places the organism in Eukaryota, Metazoa, Chordata, Actinopteri, Pleuronectiformes, Scophthalmidae. The record is from RefSeq and is a predicted model, not a curated record. Bases 372 to 1250 code for a protein of 292 amino acids.